AUGAACGUCACUCUCCGUACGUUUGGUCGACAAGCGGUUGUUCGGUUUGAAACCAAUGGACGAAUGCUUAAUUCCAGCGCUCACAUUGAUGGUAGGGUGCUGAAGGAAUGGAUGUCCUAUGAGCCUGACAUUUUUGGAGAUGUGAGCGGCUGCACACACGAGGGCACUACGUAUCUACCUGAUACAACAGCCUGUGUCGGCACAGCCACCUUAAUCACCUGUAGCGCAGCCUCCUUCCUCACCGUCUCUCCUAACAAUGACCGCUGCAUAAAAGACGCAAUAUGCACUGUGACCGCCUCCACCAUCAUUGACCACCAUGGCAACACCACUUCAGUGAAGGACCGCUGUGCCUACACUUUGUUUUCAGACACAGAUUUCCAGGUGUCGGGUGUUUUUAGGGAACGCCGUCGAAAAGAUGUAAUGUUUUUGAACGGUGUCAUUAUCCAUCUAAAUGAUGACGAUGUUGACAUCUACCUGGGACAAAGUGGCAAGGUUAAAGCCAACCACACUAUGCUCAACCUCACCGCUACACCUGAGGACCAUUAUGGAGUGAUGUUGUCAGAGGAUGAAACUGGUGUGAUGGCCAACGUGUCUCUGUCCGCCAACUACACCGUGGUCUUCUUUGAUGGAUACACGGUUCAGAUCCACACACCGAUGGGCAUAACGGCCACAGGAGUUCACACGAUGGAAAACCUGGAUGGGUUGUGUGUCAACGCCACUGUGCCUUUAACAGACAAGAAAGACAGUGUUCACAGCUCACUCGGCUGUGAGAAACAGUACAUCGAGCCGGACGACGAGUCCAUCAACUGCACCAUGGUGACUCAACAAUGUGAGACGUUGCACAGCGCCAGCUUCAAUGCCUGUCACGAGUACAUCAACCCCGAGCCAUACAUCACUGCCUGCACCAACACGUUGUGCCAGUACCCCAACACAGACGGACUCCGGUGCCAGUUUCUGGGGGCCUAUGACAAAGCCUGCCACAUGCUGAUGGACUACACGUGGGGACUCAAGAGCGACUGGAGGGAGGAAGCAUACUGCUCUCACAAUCAUACCUUCUGCAAUCACACAUACUGUGUUGAUCAUGAGUUCUGUGCCAGCGGCAUCAAUGGUGAAAUCAACUGCUUCUGUCGGGCCAAGUUUGCUGCUGAAUACAAAGAAAACAGCACUUUAGUAGGUGAUUCGACAAUGUGUGAGGACAACACUGCAACACUUGUUCUGCCCAAUUGUCUCCUGGAGGAGAAAGGCCACGACUACCACGACCUACACCUCAACGACGACACAUGCGUAGGUCAUAAGGACAUGGAACACAUGGUGACCUUCUCAUUCAACAGUAGCAGAAACGCCUGUGGAGCUGUGGUGACGGCCAAUGAAACCAUCGUUCUAUACAAGAACACCAUCAGAGGAAAGAACAUCACUAACAUUGUCUCUCAUUUUGAUGAGUUCCACGUGGACUUCUCCUGCUUCCAGUACCAGCCGGAACACCAGAAAGUGAGCUUCAAAAUCAAAGACAACUCUGUCAUGGAGCGCGUUAUUUCCGAUUCUUGGAAUUACACGCUGAUCAUGAAGGCCUAUAUGGAUGCUGACCAGGAGCGCCUUGUGCAGGAUCAGACUGAAAUCCAGCUGAACCAGACUGUCUACAUAGCAUUAGUAACAGAAGGUCUGGAUGACGACGGCGUUUCCUUGGUGACUGACCAUUGCUGGGCCAGCAACAGUUCAUUGGAAAACGGGCCUCUGAGACACAACCUGAUUACUGACGGGUGUGCCAGCCCUGAUGAUGACACCAUCAAGGUCCAGGUCAACGGAAUAGGAGUGUCCAACUUCUUCUCCUUCAACAUGUUCCACUUCGCCGGUGACAACCGUGAGCUCUACCUGCACUGUGAUGUCCACCUGUGUGUGAAGCAGAACCAGAUCUGUUCCCCGAUCUGCGGUGCUCCUGCCAAGAGAAGAAGACGCAGAUAUGUUGCUGAAAGCCCCGCCAUCAUCAGCAUGUCCUGGACCAAUUAG
This is a messenger RNA of Doryrhamphus excisus (bluestripe pipefish), 2004 nucleotides long. Its product is annotated as pancreatic secretory granule membrane major glycoprotein GP2-like. Lineage: Eukaryota; Metazoa; Chordata; Actinopteri; Syngnathiformes; Syngnathidae. The record is from RefSeq and is a predicted model, not a curated record.